AUGUCUACACGAUGGUACCCACGCUAUGUCCGCGGCAAUCCACAGCUUCGAGUCUUUUUGCCGGACUUUUGGAUGAUUCUGAAAAAGCCCGACACACCGCUACCUGCGAAUAAGGUCCUUUUUAAGGUCCCUCUUCAAAUGACCAAAUAUGAUGUGCGAAAUUACCUCGAAAAGAUUUACAAAAUUCCGGUAGUCAACAUUGAAACGCGUGUGGUGAUGGGCAAAUUGAAGAGAGCCGUUGGAAAGGGCUACAUGAUCAAGGAAGAUGACUGGAGAGAGGCGAUAGUGGAUCUGCCAAAAGAAGUGAGCUUUGAAUACCCGAAAUUAUUUCAAGACACCACCGAAAAGUUGGAGGAUGAAAUUGAGGACGUCACCAAGCGAAUGGACUUUGUGAAGCUGAGAGAGCGUCGCCGUCUCCACCAUGAAAAUCGGCACAACGUUCCCAGCUGGUUUGGCUUGUAG
Molecule: messenger RNA, 462 nt
Organism: Rhagoletis zephyria (snowberry fruit fly)
Lineage: Eukaryota; Metazoa; Arthropoda; Insecta; Diptera; Tephritidae
Source: RefSeq, a predicted model, not a curated record